CAUUCUUGUUUCAAUCACUCCAAUUUCCCUUAUCCUUUCACAAAACUAUCCGAAAUCACGCGCUGUCUUACUCGAACCAAUUUUAGACAUGGGAAUUCGGUUGCCUUCGAUUCUCCUCAAUGCCAGGCAAGUUCUCAAAAAUCACGCUAUUUCUACUAGCAACCAAUAUGAUGUUCCGAAAGGUCACAUUGCAGUCUAUGUCGGAGAAAUCCAAAGGAAGCGGUUUUUAGUUCCAAUAUCAUACUUGAACCAUCCUAAAUUCAUGGAUUUGCUCAAGAGGGCAGAGGAAGAGUUUGGAUACAAUCAUCCUAUGGGUGGCUUGACAAUUCCCUGCAGAGAAGAUGCUUUCAUUGAUCUCACUUCAAGGCUACAUAGCUCUUGGUAGAUUAUGUAAAAAGAGAAGUCCCUUCCCCCACCCCCAAGUUUUGCCUAACAUUUUUUAUUUCCAUUCUUAGUUUGACAAAGUAGAAUCUCAUUGGAUAAGUUCUUGUAAAUGAGGGGAUAGAAAAGGUGGUUAGUUUGCCUCU
Molecule: messenger RNA, 527 nt
Organism: Momordica charantia (bitter melon)
Lineage: Eukaryota; Viridiplantae; Streptophyta; Magnoliopsida; Cucurbitales; Cucurbitaceae
Product: auxin-responsive protein SAUR23
Biological process (GO): response to auxin
Source: RefSeq, a predicted model, not a curated record